AUGGGGAAGGAGUGUUCCACACUUAACAUGGCCCAGCUGCAUAACUCAGACCCGUUCCCCCCCAUGCCAAGGGGAACACUCAGUACUGCUAACAAGAAAAGGUCACGUUCUCUGGACAUACUGGCAGAGCCACAACAGAGCCAUGUCCUCCCACCUGUCCCGUCAGAGAACGAGAGCCGCAAGAGCAGUCUGAGCGGAGUUAGCCUGGGGAGUGAGUCCAGCUUCAGCGAUGACUGCAGCAGCCCGGGUAGCGACUCUCUCAGUGGCAGCCCCACAGGCAUGGUGGAGCUGCACAGUGCAGAUGGUGGCCUUGCUGAGGGAAGGUUCAGCCCCCUUAGCUCUGACCUCAACCUCCUGAAGAUCUCCUCCGAUAAUAGUGGGGGUUACGACGUGGAACUGUUUGUGGACACUCCAGACUAUGACCUAAUCUGCACCAUAUGCCAGGGUGUUCUGAGGUGCCCUGUACGAGUCGCAUGCAACCAUGUAUUCUGCAAAAAGUGCAUUUUACAAUGGCUUAAAAGACAGGAAACUUGCCCAUGCUGUCGAAAGCCUGUCAAUCAGAGCUUCAUAUUUGUGAUGUACAAGCUGAGCAAGUCCAUCAGUCGGUUACGGAUCAAGUGCAAAAACGAGCCGCAUGGCUGCGCUGCCACCUUCCCCCUCUCUGAGGAGUACUGCCACAGCACGGCCUGCCUGUUCGAGCCCGUGGCCUGCCCUCACCAGGGCUGCGGGGCCCAGGUGCUGCGGCGGGACCUGGAGACGCACGCCCAGCGCUGCGAGCACUGGCGGCAGCUCUGCCCCAUGGGCUGCGGCACCCUGCUCUCGCUCCAGACCCAGGCCCAGCACAACUGCUACCGGCAGCUACGGCAGGAGUGCGAGGCCCAGCGGCAGACCCACCGCGCCAUCGCCGCCACGCUGCAGAGGAAGAUGAGGAAGAUGCAGAACACCAUGGCCCACAUGAAGAGGCAGAUCGGUCUGAUCUGCGAGAGCCUGGAGGUGCUGGACAGCCAGGAGGAGAACACGGGGGAGACCAGCACCACCAGCACCAGCAGCAGCAGCAGCACAAGCAGCAGCAGCUCCUGA
Molecule: messenger RNA, 1080 nt
Organism: Conger conger (European conger)
Lineage: Eukaryota; Metazoa; Chordata; Actinopteri; Anguilliformes; Congridae
Gene: rnf151
Product: ring finger protein 151
Exons: 5
Coding region: 1-1080 (359 amino acids)
Biological process (GO): protein K63-linked ubiquitination; positive regulation of JNK cascade; regulation of canonical NF-kappaB signal transduction
Cellular component (GO): plasma membrane signaling receptor complex
Molecular function (GO): zinc ion binding
Source: RefSeq, a predicted model, not a curated record